UAUGCCUGUGUGCCCAAGCGCUGGCUGUGUGACGGGAGAGGGACUGUCCUGAUGGCAGUGACGAGCUGGCAGCUGCAGGAUGUGCCCCUAACAAUACCUGCGAUGAGAACUCCUUCCGUUUAUUGAAACAAAGCUUGCAUUCCAAAGCGCUUUGUCUGCGAUCAUGACAAUGACUGUGGUGAUGGCUCUGACGAGUCAGUGGAGUGUGCUUAUCACUCUUGUGGUCCAGAGGAGUUUCGGUGUGCUGAUGGCCGGUGUCUGCUGAGUGACCAGUGGGAGUGUGACGGCCACCCUGACUGCCCCGACCGCUCAGACGAGCUGCCCCGCAACCUCAAAUGUCUGGCAGCCGAGAGUCUGUGCAACGGCUCCUUCUUCAUGUGCUCCAACGGCCGCUGCAUUGGCGAGAGCAGCCUGUGCGACCAGAAGGACGACUGUGGCGACCGCUCAGACGAGAGGAACUGCAACGUCAACGAGUGCCUCAACCAACGCAUCAGCGGCUGCACGCAAGACUGCCAGGACCUGCCUGUGGGAUACAAGUGUAAGUGUUGGCCAGGCUUCCGCCUGAAGAACGAUGGGAAGACGUGUGUUGACGUAGACGAGUGCACUUCCACGCUGCCCUGCAGUCAGACCUGUGUCAACACCUAUGGAUCCUACAAGUGCCUGUGUGUGGACGGCUAUGAGCCCAGCAAGACCAACCCAGACAGCUGCAAGUCCAUUUCAGCUGAGGAGCCUCUUCUCAUCCUCGCCGACCACCAUGAAAUCAGGAAGCUGAGCAUUGAUGGAUCUACCUACACACUGCUCCAAUAGAUACAAAAUAAAAGAAUGAAAGAGAAAUUAAAUAAUAUAAUAUAUUAUAAAGCAUAACAAAGAUGACAGCAUUCUCUCCUGUAUCGGGUGCGGGUUUCUCUCUGAUGUCCAUUAUGCAUGAUAGUUU
This is a messenger RNA of Engraulis encrasicolus (European anchovy), 934 nucleotides long. Its product is annotated as low-density lipoprotein receptor-related protein 1B-like. The record is from RefSeq and is a predicted model, not a curated record. Bases 376 to 807 code for a protein of 143 amino acids. Gene Ontology annotation, molecular function: protein binding; calcium ion binding. NCBI's taxonomy places the organism in Eukaryota, Metazoa, Chordata, Actinopteri, Clupeiformes, Engraulidae. The transcript is spliced from 6 exons. Gene Ontology annotation, cellular component: plasma membrane.